Molecule: messenger RNA, 582 nt
Organism: Leptinotarsa decemlineata (Colorado potato beetle)
Lineage: Eukaryota; Metazoa; Arthropoda; Insecta; Coleoptera; Chrysomelidae
Gene: NP15.6
Product: NADH dehydrogenase [ubiquinone] 1 beta subcomplex subunit NP15.6
Cellular component (GO): respiratory chain complex I
Source: RefSeq, a predicted model, not a curated record
CCUCAUAUAUCCAUCCCAUCCCUGAAGUGAUAUAACAACACAUAACCUCUAAAUAAUUAAGUGUAAAAGAUUUUUAUUUAAAUUAUGGCAGGACUUAUUGUUGUUCAGCAAUCUCUCUUCAGAAAAAUUCUUCCUGCCGUAUCUAGAAGACUUGUUUCAACAUCUAAAAAGAGUCAUGACACCGUUUCAGUCGAAGUCAGCAAGGCUCAAGUUAAAACUCCUGUUAGCAAGAACUGGGUUAGUUAUGGGUAUAAUUUCGAGUCCAAAGAAGCUGACAGAAAUGCUAUGCAUUCGAUAAUGUUUGCAUCUGUUACCUUGUGUUUAGUUGUUGGUGGAUUCUUUUGGGCAUAUAUGCCAGAUUACAACCUCAGAGAUUGGGCACAGCGGGAAGCUUUUCUAGAGCUGCGAAGAAGGGAAGAAAACAAUUUACCUCUUGUCGAUCCCAACUUAAUUGAUCCUGCCAAAAUUGUACUUCCCACUGAUGAGGAAUUGGGGGAUACUGAAAUCAUUAUUUAACUGUUAAUUGUAAUGUAUGUAAAUAAUAUUUGACAUUAAAAUAUCCCAAUCUAUGAAAAGUUUGAA